Molecule: messenger RNA, 693 nt
Organism: Stylophora pistillata
Lineage: Eukaryota; Metazoa; Cnidaria; Anthozoa; Scleractinia; Pocilloporidae
Product: NLR family CARD domain-containing protein 3-like
Source: RefSeq, a predicted model, not a curated record
AUGACUAAUUUGAUGAUCCCUAUUACACUUGUACACCAGUAUGUCAAGUCAUUUGAUAUGCUUCGUGUUAAUAAAACUUUGACUAAAGUUCUUAUCACAGAUGAUUUCAUCAGUCCAUAUUCCUAUGCAUAUGGUUUGCAGCAACUAGUAGAUGCUCUAAGGCUUAAAAAAACAGUGCUUGAGUUAGCCCUUUGUGGCAAAACAUGCGACAACAAUGGAGCCAGGAUCUUGGCAGGCUACUUGAAUUGGAAUAAGACUUUGAGUGCCUUACAUCUGAUCCGGAGUGACAUUAGUGACGCAGGUGCCACAGCACUUGCAGACGUUUUAUGGACUAACACCACUUUAAAGGUUUUGGACCUUUGGAAAAACCCAGGCAUUGGUAAUCUUGGUGCUCUGUCACUGUGUGAGGCUCUGAAAAUCAACAAAACCCUUACCUUAUUAAAUUUGUCAGAAAGUAGAAUUGGUGAUGCGAGUGUUCAUUCUCUUGCAGAAGUUCUCAAAACUAACACCAGCCUAACCUCUUUGUCACUGUCAGAUAUCAAAAUAAGUCAACACAGCGUCAAGUCUAUUGCUGAGGUCUUGAGUGUCAACUCUACUUUGGAACACCUACAUUUUCAGGGAAACAAGGUUGGCACUGAUGGUGCCAGGUUGAUAACUGAAAGCCUUAAAGUCAAUUCCACCUUAACUAUCUAG